Lates calcarifer (barramundi perch) is the source of this 2239-nucleotide messenger RNA. RefSeq names its product stathmin-like 4 (gene stmn4). Lineage: Eukaryota; Metazoa; Chordata; Actinopteri; Centropomidae. Gene Ontology annotation, biological process: neuron projection development; regulation of microtubule polymerization or depolymerization; microtubule depolymerization. Gene Ontology annotation, molecular function: tubulin binding. The transcript is spliced from 6 exons. The coding region runs from base 157 to 723 and encodes 188 amino acids. The record is from RefSeq and is a predicted model, not a curated record. Gene Ontology annotation, cellular component: cytoplasm; neuron projection.
GCUGUUGCUGAUGCUGUUGCCCGGCGCCUGUAUCCGUGCAGCCAGACGGAGGUAACCGUAGCCACCGGUCCACCAUCAGCAGCAGAGAAGACAGGGACAGAGGGGGAGUGAGAAGGAUCUUCAGCAUCCCUGGAGAGUUACAUACGCAGUGAGAAGAUGACCCUGGCAGCCUACAAAGAGAAGGUCAAAGAGCUCCCCCUGGUGUCUCUGUUCUGCGCCUGCCUGAACCCACAGACUGCAGAGAAACCUACAUACAAGGCAGAAGAUGCAGUGGACCUGGGCUGGUGCGUCAUUAAGGACGUGGAGGUGAUUGAGCUGAAUAAGCGGGCAUCGGGCCAAGCCUUCGAGGUGAUCCUCAAGCCCCCGUCCUUCGAUGGUGUGCCUGAGCUCAACACCUUCAUGCCGCAGCGCCGCGACCCAUCCCUGGAGGAAAUCCAGAAGAAACUGGAGGCUGCCGAGGAGAGGCGAAAGUGCCAGGAGGCUGAGCUCCUGAAACACCUGGCAGAGAAGAGGGAGCACGAGCGCGAAGUAAUCCAGAAGGCCUUUGAGGAGAACAACAACUUCAUCAAGAAUGCAAAGGAGAAGCUGGAGCAGAAGAUGGAGGCCAACAAGGAGAACAGGGAGGCCCUGCUGGCUGCCAUGCUGGAGAGGCUGCAGGAGAAGGACAAACACGCAGAAGAAGUGAGGAAGAACAAGGAGAUGAAGGAGGAAGCCUGCCGGUAGAUGAGUGGAGCAAGGGAGGCCGAGCAAGGGAGCCAAGAAAGAGAGAGAGAAAGAGAGAGAGGGACUGGGAGUUUUCAGAGUCGUAAAAAAAGAAAGGAAAUCAAAACAGUGCAGGAAAGAAAAAAAGAACUCAAAAACAACUCGAACAGAGGGAAAAGGCAAGUUUUCAUAUUUGAUGUAUGCUGUAACAAUUCUGAACAAGCUGUACAAAUUUUAGCAAACUCUUCGAUGUUGAAAUUCGAAAAGAAAUCUUUAGCUUUUUUCUAGAGGAAAGUGGGCGGGUGGUGGUGGGGUGGCAUCAAAACAAACAUUUCAUGUAUUUAAUAGAGGGGCUGCUGGGGUUGUUUGGUGAGGAAUGAAAGCUGCGCCAAAGCAGGAGGAGGUAAAAAUUUAAAUUACAGCUCUCUCAUUCCUGAAGUCCUUUCAGAAAGAAGGAAGUUAUAAUUGCCUGUGUGAUAUUUUAAUGUAUUAACUGAGCUGUGUUUUUCUUACAGUUGCCAGUUAUGCAGUUUCUUAACAAUUAGACUGUAACCAUGAAGAAGGGAGCUGUAAUCUAAAUUGUUACCCAGUAAAAGAUGAAAAACAGUAGGAUGAUUCUGAGUAGAACUGGACACACAGAUGUAGUUUAAGAACCCUAGUCAGUCACAACUGAUACAAGUCAAAACCAAGUGGCUUCUUUAGUGAUUUACAGAGUACUUACUGGUCAAUAUAUACAAACAGGACAUAACACACAAGCGUCUGUUGUUUCUGGAUUAAAAAUAAAAACUGAUUUCCCUAGGUCCACUGCUCUCAUGCUAAUUCUGCGCUGCACCAUUUUUGGAAUGGUUCAGCCUGUCUAGGGACGUCUGUGUGAGCUAAACUCAGUGAAUAUAAAAUGAAGAUUCAGGCUUCUGUUUCCUUCUACAAUGCUCUAGGUGAAUACAAUAAUAAGAAAAAAAGCUUGAAAAGUGAAGAAGCUCUGCUGUAUUCUGCCAUUUUCAGGCUCUUUGUGAAACUUUAGCUGUAGUGUAGUCAUAGAUCAGUGACAUGCAUUUGAGUCUCUUAGAUUUAGAGCACUGAUUGCACUCUUAUUUCAUUAAGCACAACUCGAAAGCACAUAUGCAUACAAGAAGGACAGUGAAUAUGUACAGUCAAAACAACAAUAACAUCACAGGAAGGCAAAGUAGUGAGUGACAGUAGUUGAGGAUUUGGACAAAUUUGAUGUGGAAGUAUGGGUCUGGGGCUUUUCUGGCUAACCAGUAGUCUCCGUUUGCUUUGACAUAUGUCACUGUGCUCUGAUCGUCAGUUAAUGAUUUUCAAGGGAAUUUAAACAUAAAAGAGUAAACAGAAAGAUUAAAUUAGCUCGAGUUGUUGAGUCAUACUGACUUGAUUGAAAUAUCUAAAAUGUUUGCACUGCAACAGGGGAGUCGUAACAUGGGGUUUGUACUUGCUGUAACUGUGUGUCGCUGUAUAUCUUCGAGGCUGGAUUGAUUGUAUCUGUUUGGCAUGGUCAGUAAAAAUAGCUUGACUGAACUCA